Messenger RNA from Diospyros lotus (date-plum), 1354 nucleotides. Its product is annotated as seipin-1. The transcript has 2 exons. Gene Ontology annotation, cellular component: endoplasmic reticulum membrane. Bases 18 to 1289 code for a protein of 423 amino acids. NCBI's taxonomy places the organism in Eukaryota, Viridiplantae, Streptophyta, Magnoliopsida, Ericales, Ebenaceae. Gene Ontology annotation, biological process: lipid storage; lipid droplet organization. The record is from RefSeq and is a predicted model, not a curated record.
UCUCUCGAUUCCCAACCAUGGCAACUCCCCCCAAGAGGCCGCGCCACCGGACAUCAACAACCAGCACUGGAGCUCCGCCGCACUCCGUCAUGCAGAUGGAAGAGCCGGCGGACCUGGACUACAGCUUGCCCAUCCCAAAUCCACCAUUCUGGUUCACAAACCUUCUGUCCUUUCAGGCGGACAUCACCUACAAUUUCUUGGCCUCUCUCUUGUCCCCCUUCUUUCCUCCCCUCACCCUCGUUUCCCCCGACGAAACGAAGGAAGGGGCCGAGACGGUGGCGCCUUCUGCCUUGACUGGCGGCGGUGGCAUUCUGAGGAAGAUCGGGAUGGGGGUUCUGGGGUCAAUGUAUGUGUGCAUGGUGCUGGUGGUGGUGAUGGUCGUGGCGGCGGUGUUGGGUGUUGCGCUGGUGCAGUAUUGGGUGGAAGAGCCGGUGUUUGUGAGAGAGGAGUUGUAUUUCGAUUACACCGAGGUUCAUCCACAGGCUGUCUUCCGGUUUGGCGGCGCCGGUGGCAAGAAGAAGAUGGUACCAGUUGGGCACACCUUCGAUGUCUCUCUGAGUCUUGUGCUGCCUGAAUCUGAUUUCAACAGAGAAGUCGGUGUGUUUCAGCUGAGUGCGGAGCUGAUAUCAAGCAACGGCGAGGUAAUCCACAGAUCGAGCCGGCCCUGCAUGCUGCGCUUCCGGAGCCUCCCAAUCCGGCUCAGUCGGACGUUUCUCAUGGGCAUGCCUCUGAUACUCGGAAUCACGUCCGAGACGCAGAAGCUAACAGUUCAAAUACUCAACCACAAGGAAGGCUACCCCCGCACCGAAGCCGUCCGGAUCUCGGUGAUCCCCCGAGCGGGGACCUUCUCCGCACCGCAGGUCUACGAAGCCGAGAUCGCCAUGAACUCUCAGCUCCCAUGGACCAAAGAGCUGGUUCGCAGAUGGAAAUGGACGUUCUGCGUCUGGGCGUCUCUGUACAUAUACAUCACUCUUCUCAUCGUUCUGUUCUGCGGCUUUAAGCCGAUCGUCUUUCCGUUCUCCGCCGGUGAGCGGGAGCCGGAUUGGAGAGAGUUGGAGCAGCGGAGGAAGAGGGGGAGAGAGGAGGCGAGGGAGUAUUCGGAGGAGCUGAGAAAAUGGCAGCGGAGCCGAAGCAAGAGGAAGGCGAUGAUAUUGCGCAGGGCUUUGCCGCCAGAUGAUGAUGCCGGCUCCUCGGCUUCGAGCUUUACCGUGAGCAAGGAAGAAACGAUCGUCGGCGCGGGAGAAGAUGCCGGCGAUUCGGAAUUGGUCAGGUUCGAAGGUGCACUGUAGAUAUUGGCAAAGGCUGGAUUGUGCCUCACCUUCUUUUAUCUUAUCUUCUCCGAAAAUAAAAUAAA